UGGCAUGCGCGCAAGGGAAUGCAUCGAAAGUUGUGCUCUUGAGUGUUUCACAUAAAUUUAACAAGUUUAAAAACUUUUUUCGUGAAAAGUGUGUCCUGUGCUGCUGCAUGAAACUAUAGUGACCCUCGUUUGUGUUAAUUUGUGUCGAUAAGUUAACAAAAAGUCAAAAUGAAUAAAACUUGUGCGAGGUGCGAAAAAACAGUUUAUCCCACUGAAGAAUUAAAAUGUUUAGACAAGGUAUGGCACAAGGGGUGUUUCAAAUGUCAAGAAUGCGGGAUGACGCUCAACAUGAGGACAUACAAGGGAUACGGCAAGCGACCAUACUGUGAAGCGCACGUGCCGAAAGCGAAGCACACGACGAUGGCGGAGACGCCCGAGCUGAAGCGCAUCGCGGAGAACACCAAGCUGCAGAGCAACGUCAAGUACCACGCCGACUUCGAGAAGAGCAAGGGGAAAUUCACACAGGUGGCCGACGACCCAGAAACACUCAGGAUCAAAGCGAACACUAAGAUAAUCAGCAACGUCGCGUACCACGGCGAUCUCGAGAAGAAGGCGCAGAUGGAGAAGCAGAGACAGAUCAACGAGAACGGCGAGAUUGUCGACGUAGCCACCAACGACAACUAUCAGCACCAAAUCGAGACGUACGCCACGGAGAUGCUGCCGCCGCCGAACCUGCCGCCCAAGAACCACUACCAGAUCCCGGCCGCUCAGACACAGAGACAGUACACCGAGUCGCGUCAGGAGGACUACUAUCCGUAUCCGAAGUACGAGGACUAUCCGAACGCGAAUCCGCAUCCACAGGCCACCCAAGGUUAUGGUCAGAAGAUCGGCAGGAUUCAGGAUUACGAUCCGCUAAGCGACGGCCCCCGCGCGCCGCCCAACACGCAGCGCGCGUCCGCCACGCUCAUAUACUCCAGCGACGGCAAGCGAGGCGCACACCAGGUGCAGCAACAACAGAGCAGCAGGCAUAUCGGACGAGUGACCGACAUGGACCCGCUGGCUAACGAGCAGCCGCGAGCGGUCAACCACGCCCCCAACCACGCCCAAAGUCACGCCCCCAACCAUGCGGCUAACCACGCGCCUAAUCACCAUGCGCCUAGUCAUCAUAUGCAGAGAGUGUACAUAGCGAUGUACGACUACGAGGCUAACGACAGCGACGAGGUGUCGUUCCGGGAGGGCGACUACAUCUCCAACGUCACGUCCAUCGACUCCGGCUGGAUGACGGGGCAGGUUCUGCGCACCGGCCGCACCGGCAUGCUGCCCGCCAACUACGUCGAGCCCGUCGACCCCGCGCAUCUCAAUUAGACCGCACGACACGAUAUACCACACGAUACGAUAUGUCGCAUACGAGAAAAUUAUACCAAUAGAAGUCUUAAGUUUAAGUCUUAAGAUGCCAGACUUCACCGACGCCUGUUAAAGGUAUUUCUCACUCUUUGUAUAAAAGAGAAGGCAUGUGUAGGCGAUGGCGAAAUUGGGACUAAAUCUUAUAACAUUAACUGAAUAAUUAACACGGUAGCAUGUCCUAUACAAGCAACGCUGCAAACAUCAGGUUUUUGUUAUAAGAAUUAGAUUUCAAUGGCAUCUAUUUUACAUUCAGUGCACAAUAAUCUGCGUUAUUUAAAACGACAUACCAUAGACAAAUAAUUCACUUUCACAAAGUUUGUGCACUGACUUAAUCAUCCAACCACUCACUUAUCACUGAUAUAAAAUAAAUCGAUUAAAUAAGCCAUUAUCCAGGCAUUUCAUCUUCGAAAAUAUCGUUGGGGUACCAUGGUAUGGUAUAAAGAAGACGGGCAAGUUGCCAACUGCCUUGUUAUAAUAAUUAAAAUAAGGACAAUAAAAAAUAUUGAACAUAUCACAUUGAACAUUCGUCGAUUCGCUUAUCGAAUUUUUAAUGUUAGGUGAUUCCUAAAUUUUUUACACAAAUUAUGGCCUAUAACACUGCUUUAAAAAACUCUUUGGAGUUGUAAUUUACACUGACUGCUCGUUAGGCGACUAAUUAUUAUUAUUAAAAUAUACUAGUGUCGAUAAAUGCCUUACCUAGAUGUAGAUGAAGGCUUUAUGCACAAUCGAAAGACUCACAUGUCUAAAACAUAACUGUAGUUCAAAGUAUGAGGCUAGUCACAAUUUUUAAGUUUUGUAACUUGCGUCGUGGUUUGAACUAUAUUAUAAUUUAUAAUCAAUAUAAUAUUUAGUUUUUAGAAGGCCAAUAAAUUGUUUUUUUUUAAUAGUACGUCCCAGUAUGACCAUACAGUGAUAUGAACAGAAGUAUCUCAUAUGUGUAAUUCCAUUAACGUCAGUUACCUUUAUAUUGCGUGCAACUUUAUAAGAUAAAUUUUUCAAUCAAAGUUCUUGCCACUUCACGCCACCACUCCGAUGGCACGCCUCUGCAUGUUUAACAUUACCAGUAACUAUCCAGCUAAACUAUUUAUCUUAUUCAAUAUUUUGCAUUUUACAUCAUUCCGAUUUUUUUAAAUUUUAUCUUAAUUUUAAUUGUAUAUAUUAAACAUGCAUUUUUAGAAUAUUUCGAUUGUUCUUAUGAUUCAGUACUUUGGGUAUGCUUUUAAAUUUUGAGAUUAAUUUCACAAUAAAAUAUUUAUAUAAAAUGUACCUGACCUAUUUUUUACGGUCUAGGUUAUUUGUAAAUAUAUACAUUUAGGUAUAGGUUAUGGUGGACACCAUAUUUUUAUAUAUAUUUUUAUAACGUCAUUUUUAUAUAUUAUUCAGCAUAAUAUAUUCGUUAAGGACAUUUCUAGGAGGUUGGCAGAAAGGUUAACCAACGCGUUAUAUCUCCCCUACUCACUUAGCGAAUGAAAAUAUUUUGUCUAUCAAAACUAAAGAUUGUAAAAUUUUAACCGAGUUAGAUUUAUCACGAUAUCAAUAAAGGGCUUGCCAAUCUCCCCAAAUAUCACAUUCCGAUAUUGUUACACCGAUACACGAUGUAACAUUCUCCAUUACGUCAUAUCAAUUAUUAUUCACUUCAACUUGCUUGAUGUAAGCGCACUUGUAGGUUAGAUUUUAUUUAUUUUACCCUCGAAGUGUUAUCAAACUAUAGAGGGCACUCUGUUAAGGGCAAGUAUAAUAUAUCCUUUAGCCUCAAUUUCACCAACGACUAUUAAAGUUAACGCUCGCAUUAGUAUCA
Molecule: messenger RNA, 3142 nt
Organism: Aricia agestis (brown argus)
Lineage: Eukaryota; Metazoa; Arthropoda; Insecta; Lepidoptera; Lycaenidae
Gene: lasp
Product: LIM and SH3 domain protein Lasp
Exons: 7
Coding region: 169-1305 (378 amino acids)
Cellular component (GO): focal adhesion
Molecular function (GO): actin filament binding
Source: RefSeq, a predicted model, not a curated record